Messenger RNA from Helianthus annuus (common sunflower), 2514 nucleotides. Its product is annotated as beta-xylosidase/alpha-L-arabinofuranosidase 1. Gene Ontology annotation, molecular function: xylan 1,4-beta-xylosidase activity; alpha-L-arabinofuranosidase activity. Gene Ontology annotation, cellular component: plant-type cell wall. Gene Ontology annotation, biological process: xylan catabolic process; arabinan catabolic process. The record is from RefSeq and is a predicted model, not a curated record. The coding region runs from base 87 to 2402 and encodes 771 amino acids. The transcript is spliced from 3 exons. NCBI's taxonomy places the organism in Eukaryota, Viridiplantae, Streptophyta, Magnoliopsida, Asterales, Asteraceae.
CAUAGAUAUAUCAUGUAUUAUGUAUGUUUAAACUUUAAAUGAGUUAAUCUACUAGAUUCAGUAUUUAAUUACUACUAAUUACACUCAUGUUUUUUCAUCCUCUUCAACACAUCUUAUCCAUGGCCAUUGCUCUUCUCCUCUUGAUUAUAUUCUCAUGCCAAACCAUCGUUUUCGCCGAAAACGAACCCCUUUUCGCAUGCAAUACCGAAAAAGACCCGAGCUUGAAAAACUACUCAUUCUGCAAUCCGUCAUUGGAUGUCAAAACACGAGUAAACGACUUGGUUAAGAGGCUAACAUUAGAAGAAAAGAUAGGAAACUUGGUGAACAAUGCUAGCAGCAUCGACCGCCUCGGUAUACCAGGAUACAAGUGGUGGUCGGAAGCGUUGCAUGGCGUUUCUAACGUCGGACCCGCGACUCAUUUCUCUAGCUUGGUCCCCGGAGCCACGAGCUUCCCACAAGUCAUCCUUACCGCGGCGUCGUUUAAUAAAACUUUGUUUAAAGCUAUUGGUAAAGUGGUGUCAACUGAAGCUAGAGCUAUGUAUAAUGUUGGGUUAGCGGGGUUAACGUAUUGGUCGCCGAAUGUGAAUAUAUUUCGUGACCCGCGGUGGGGCCGAGGGCAAGAAACUCCUGGAGAAGAUCCGGUUUUAGCGAGUAAAUAUGUGGCGAAUUAUGUUCGCGGUUUGCAAGAAAGAGAUGAUGGAGAUAAAGAUCGGUUGAAAGUUGCGGCUGCUUGUAAACAUUAUACGGCGUAUGAUGUUGAUAAUUGGGAAGGCAUUGAUCGAUAUCACUUCGAUGCGAAGGUAACAAAGCAAGAUAUGGAGGAUACAUAUCAACCACCAUUCAAGAGUUGUGUUUUGGAUGGAAAUGUUGCAAGUGUGAUGUGUUCGUAUAACGAAGUUAACGGCAAACCAACAUGUGGGGAUCCGGAUCUUUUGAAACGGGUUAUUCGGGGCGAAUGGAAACUAAACGGGUACAUAAGUUCCGAUUGUGAUUCGUUAGACACCAUGUUCAACUCGCAGCAUUGGGCGAAGACCCCAGAACAAGUCGCGGCAGAUGCGUUAAACGCUGGUUUGGACCUUAACUGUGGGAAUUGGUUAAGAGACUACACAAUGGGUGCUGUACAAGGUGGGCUAGUGGAAGAGUCAGUGGUUGAUAAGGCGGUUUCGAACAACUUUGCGACACUUAUGAGACUUGGGUUCUUCGAUGGUGACCCGAGUAAGCAAAUGUAUGGGAACCUUGGUCCGAAAGAUGUGUGCACCCCGGCUCACCAGGAGCUAGCCCGCGACGCUGCUAGACAAGGAAUCGUGUUGCUCAAAAAUGUAUUUCGCCCUUUGCCACUCUCUCCAACUGCUAUUAAAUCUCUAGCACUUAUUGGCCCUAAUGCUAACGCCACAACCACCAUGAUUGGCAACUAUGCAGGGGUUCCAUGCAAGUAUACAACUCCGUUACAAGGGCUAUCCGACUCCGUCGUGACUCUCUAUCACGCAGGCUGUAGUGACACCAAAUGUGCUAAUGCGCAACUUAACGAGGCAAGGGAAGUGGCGUCUGCAGCAGACGCUGUGGUUCUAGUGAUGGGUACGGAUCAAUCCAUUGAGGCUGAGAGUCGAGAUAGAACCAGCAUAAGUCUUCCCGGACAACAAAACCGCCUUAUUUCAGAAGUGGCGUCUGUAUCUAAAGGGCCCGUGAUUCUUGUUAUAAUGUCGGGAGGUGGAAUGGAUAUUCAGUUUGCAAAGGAGAACCCUAAGAUCACUAGCAUUUUGUGGGUCGGGUUCCCGGGUGAAGCCGGUGGAGCUGCGUUAGCUGAUGUCGUUUUCGGACGAUAUAAUCCAGGUGGAAGGCUGCCCAUGACAUGGUAUCCACAGUUUUUCGCAGAAACGGUGAACAUGACCAACAUGAACAUGAGACCAAACCUAACCACUGGCCACCCUGGGUACACCUACCGGUUUUAUAAAGGCACAACGGUUUAUCCGUUUGAGUACGGGCUAAGCUAUUCUAUGUUCGCUCAGUGGGUGGUUAGAGCACCAAAGUCGGUCAAACUCUCGCUAGAUGAAGAUCAAGUUUGUCGUUAUCCUGAAUGUGAAGUAGUUGAGGUAAGUGAUAAUAACUGUCGGAAUUCGGGAUUUGAAGUCGUGAUCGGUGUGAAAAACGUCGGGAAUAUGGCUGGGAGUUACAGUGUGUUGUUGUAUUCCUAUCCUCGAUGGAUCCGGAACGUACCUCAAACAGAUUUACUGGAUUUUGAAAAGGUAUUCUUGGCUCCACAACAGGUGACGAUGGUUACAUUCCAUGUGGACGGUUGCAGACAUUUGAGCGUCGUUGAUGAAGAUGGCAACCGGAAGGUUGCUUUGGGGGAGCAUCACCUUCAGAUUGGCGAUGUUACGCACUAUUUAUACCUUGAGACAUGAUAUGUCUGUUUUGGCAUGUUAUCUAGUUCAGUAAAUGCAAAGUAUGCUGAUUUCAAUCUAUUUACCGAUAAAUAAGUCGAUGAAUAAAAAUCGACCACAAUAUGAGAUUAAG